AUGCAAGGAAAGUCAAAGCUGACGGUGUAUGUACAGUGGAAGAUGAAUACGGCUAUAUCGCUGAGGAAAACAUUCGUGCCGAGGAAGGUGAAGGAUUUCGGGGACGGAGGAGCCUUCCCCGAGAUUCAUGUGGCGCAGUACCCGCUGGACAUGGGUAGGCAAGACAAGCCCAGGAGCGACUCCACCCUGGCAGUGACUGUGGGAGCAGAUGGCAACGUCAACUAUGACGCCAUCGUCAAGCAGGGCCGCAACAAGGACAAGUAUAUCGCCAGCACGCACGACGCCAUGGUGCCCAAAUUGGACAGGCUCAAAGAUAGCCUGGAGAAGCCGAACGAGGAGGAGGUGGAGGCGACGAUGAAGGAGACUCAGGCGGCGAUGGAGCGGUUGGUGAACGGCAAGAUCACGGCCGCGCAGCCCAAGACGCUGCCGGCGCAGCCGGGCGCGCCGACUUACAUAAAGUACACGCCGUCGCAGCAGGGGCCGCAGUUCAACAGCGGCGCGGGGCAGCGCAUCAUCAAGAUGCAGGACAUGCCCGUCGACCCCAUGGAGCCCCCCAAGUUCCGCCACAAGAAGGUGCCGCGGGGCUCCGGCUCGCCGCCGGUGCCGGUGAUGCACUCGCCGCCGCGCGCGGUGAGCGUGCGCGAGCAGCAGGACUGGAAAAUCCCGCCCUGCAUCUCUAACUGGAAGAACGCCAAGGGGUACACCAUUCCCUUGGACAAGCGUCUGGCAGCCGAUGGGCGCGGCCUCCAAGAGACCGCCAUCAAUGACAACUUUGCCAAGUUCACCGAGGCGCUCUACGUCGCCGAGUCCAAUGCGCGACAGGCGGUGGAGCUACGGUCGCGGCUGCAGCGGGAGAUUGCUGCAAAGGAGAAGGAGUCCAAGGAGCGCGAGCUGCGAGACAUCGCCAUGCGGGCGCGCAUGGACCGCGCCGGCGGCGCCGCCCCGGCACCAGCCGCCGCGCGCAUGGCUGGCACUGCCGCAGGUGUGCCGGCCGCGGGACCGAGGGACAUGGAGGAGGACGAGGCGCUGCCGCCGCCGCCGCCGCGCGCCGGGGAGCGCGAGAGCCGGGAGGAGCGCGCAGAGCGGCUGCGCAGGGAAGAGAUCAGGGAGGAGCGGAGGAGGGAACGCGAGCGCGAGAGGCGGCUGGAUGCGCGCGACGCGCAUGGCGUGAAGAAGAGCAAGCUGACGCGCGAUCGCGAGCGCGACAUCAGCGAGAAGAUCGCUCUCGGCCAGGCCAACGUGCGCGCCACCGGCGAGGCCAUGUACGACCAACGCCUCUUCAACCAGGAGGGUGGCAUGGACAGCGGCCUGGCGGCGGACGAUCAGUACAACCUGUAUGACAAAGCGCUCUUCGCCGACCGCGGCAGCAACCUCUACCGCCCCAACAAGGGCGCCGACACCGAGCUGCACGGCGGCGAGGGCGCAGACGAAGCAGACAUCCGCACUGAGCGCUUCAAACCCACCAAGGGCUUCCAGGGCGUGGACUACAGCACGAAGGACCGCAGCAGCGGCCCUGUGCAGUUUGAGAACGAUCCUGCAGAGGCGGACCCCUUCGGCCUGGAUCAGAUGCUGUCCAAGGUGAACGAGGGCAAGAAGAAGGGAGCGUUGGACCACAUUGGCGGGGGCGGAGCCAUGCGCGCUGGCGGCGGCGGUGGCAGCUACGAGGAUUACGCGCAGGGAUCCUCCCGCUCGCGCGUGGAGUUCUCCAAGGGCCGCGGCUGA
Coccomyxa subellipsoidea C-169 is the source of this 1722-nucleotide messenger RNA. RefSeq lists its product as hypothetical. Bases 1 to 1722 code for a protein of 573 amino acids. The record is from RefSeq and is a predicted model, not a curated record. Gene Ontology annotation, biological process: mRNA splicing, via spliceosome. Lineage: Eukaryota; Viridiplantae; Chlorophyta; Trebouxiophyceae; Coccomyxaceae. The transcript is spliced from 11 exons. Gene Ontology annotation, cellular component: spliceosomal complex.